UGUCAUUUUACUACUACUACUUUUAAUAAUAAUAUAAUAAUGAAAAGAAUAUUAAAAUAGUACAUGAUGUGUACUAUUACUGUAUUUUCUUGUUUUUAAGUUUUGCCAAAAAUGCUCAUUGGUUCUUUUUCAUAAUUCAGUUUAAUAGGAAAAUGGUUAGAGAUUCUGUGCUCAGAGUGCACUUCUGCACCAUUUGUCAAACCUUAUUUUUGAUAAUGUGUAAGAAAAUUAGUAAAAAAUUCAGGAAGUGUAUCCAUUUACAAACAUUGCUUUAUCAGUGAACUUUGAUGCUCUUAGCAUAACAUUCUGGGCUCUUUUUCAGUAAAUUCAGGCAUGCUAUUUAACUUGUGAAGAACAAAGGUAUGUCUUGACUUACAUUUAUAUAGUUGAUUUAAUGUAUUAUCUAGAUUUGGAAAUAAUGACAGACUUCUAUUAAGUCUUUGUUCCAACUUAACUUAAAUAGCGUCCCUAGUCAUUGAAAAAAUGUAACUUUUCUGCUAAGAAGAAAUAAUUGAGAUUUGUUGAAGGGUUCCCCUACAUUAUAAAUAUAUAUUUGAGAACAUUGUGAAGGCAGAUUUGUAAAUCUGGAAACAAGGACAUCUGAUAACCUUACCUUAGUAGACUUAAAUUUUCUUGUAAUGAGUGACAGUUCUAUUUGUUCUUAAUUUUUUUAAUGUGGGAAGUUGUUUGUUCUGUUGGCUUUAGUGAUUGAGACUAAAUUAGUUAUUAGUUGUGUUGGUAAAAUUGAAAUUCAUUCAUUAAAUGGUUCUGAGAACUGAUAUAAUGAUUGUCAUUGCGCUUUAUUGGUACGCUUUCAUCUGUGUCCUCUGUCUCCCUGGAUAUUUUUCAUUCAUGGGUUUUCCAUGUAUGCCACCUUUUGCCCAUCCAAGGUGAUCUCAGGUACCAAAUCAUCAAAACGAGUGAGAUAAACGUUGGUUUAACAAUGGUCUGUUUGUUCUAGUCCCUAAAGUAUGUUCUCUGAUUCAUUUCAAAUGUUUCCUACCUUGCUCUCUUAAAGAUUGGAAUUGAGGUGUAUAUUUGAAUUUUGUGCAAAUAAUUUAAUCUACACAACGACGUAUGAAAAAACUUGAUAAAUAAAUGUGAAAAGUUCCACUUUUAAAUAUUUCUUGUAGAACAUAGAAAAUGACAGUUAUAUGCUAGUGUCUUGUUGCAUGGUUAAAUUUUGUUUUCUGGAGUGAAGUACUCCCUACAUCAAUUUAAAUUUUCCGAUUCUCAGUGUGUAUAUUAGAAUUAAAAAUUAGUAUAUUUACUGAUUUGAUUACAUUAUUAUGUUGUUGAUUUUUAUUUUAUCUUUUCCUUCAGUUAUGACCUAAUAGUGUGUUUUAGUACCCCAUGUUUAUGAAAGUUUAUUUGAAUUUAGAAGACAGAAAUGAAAGUUGGAUGAAAAUCCUUGUUGUUUGUGUUCGAAUAUUCUAAAAUUAAAUCCCACAAUUAUAUAGGUUUGAGAGAUAUCUUUAAUAUUUAUUAUUAGUAUAGGUUUUACAAUAUGCAAUUAAAGAAGCAGCGCACUAUUUGAAGAGAGGUGGGGAGUGUCCCCCCCUAAAAAUGAGUCAGAGUAAUUGCAGAGUGAGAAGGUGGUUAGGCUAUGUGUGUUGUCUUCUUAACUUACAGAAAUCUUCUAAUGCUGAUUCACCGUAUGAUCGAGUUUGUGAUUCGUGAAGGACCCAUGUUUGAAGCAAUGAUAAUGAAUCGAGAAAUCAACAAUCCGAUGUUUAGAUUCUUAUUUGAGAAUCAAAGUCCAGCUCAUGUUUAUUAUCGUUGGAAAUUAUUUUCAAUUUUACAAGGCGAUCUUCAGCUCCGUUGGCGGACUCAAGAAUUUCGUAUGUUUAAAGGAGGUUCUAUAUGGAAACCACCACCCAUGAAUCCAUAUACACAGGGAAUGCCUGAUGAAUUAGUGGAAGGGGAAGAAAAGGAACCAAGGAAAGGCAGUUUGUCAAAUACGCAACGAGACCGAUUAGAAGAUUUGCUGAGGAAUAUGACUCCAGAGAGAAUGAAAGUUGCAGAGGCAAUGGUGUUUUGUAUUGAACACAGUGAAGCAGCUGAAGAAAUUUGUGACUGCAUAGCAGAAUCAUUGUCGAUUUUACAAACACCAAUCCCCAAAAAGAUAGCUCGUUUAUAUUUAAUAUCGGACAUUCUUCACAACUGUGGGGUGAAGAUAACCAACGCAUCUUAUUAUCGGAAAGGGUUGGAGUCCAGACUAUUGCAAAUCUUUCAAGAUGUUCAUACUGCUUAUAUGAAUUUGGAAAGUAGACUUAAAGCUGAAGGAUUUAAAGUGCGUGUUAUGCAGAUGUUUCGAGCAUGGGAAGAAUGGGCUGUGUAUCCCAAGGAGUUUUUGAUCAAGUUACAAAAUGCAUUUCUUGGUCUUGCAAAUUUGAAUGAAGAGAAAGGAGAUACGGAUAAUGAUGAAGAGAGGGACACUGGUGUGGAUGUAGACCUCGAUGGAGCUCCAAUGUCUGAGGGGGCUGAAGGGGAACGGGAAGACUUGGAUGGAAUCCCUCUUGAUGGAGUGGCACUUCUAAAGGGUGCUAUGAAGCACAGACCAAUAGAUGAUGAUAUUGAUGGUGUGCCCAUGGAUGACGACAUUGAUGGUCAGCCAAUGGAAGAAGAUCCCAGUGACUUCAAAGUGCAGCCCCCGGGUGCUGUGUUGGGACCAGGAGGGGGAGGUGGUGGAGCCGGCCGUGCUCUCAAAGUAGCCAUGCCAGCAGGAUUUGUUCCUUCUCGUUGGGAGACUGUUGAUCCUGAGCAAGUAGAGGCCCAGGCAAUGACCACUAGCAAAUGGGAUUUGCUUGAGCAGAGUGAGCCACCUGAGCAAGUUGAAGCAGAUGAACAGUUAGACAGCCCUGGAGGAGAUGAUUCACAAGAGGGAGACUGUCAGAGUUACGAAACAAGGGAUUUAAAUGAAGAACGCAGAGCCAAGCUGCGAGAAAUAGAAUUGAAAGCUGUUCAGUAUCAAGAUGAGUUAGAAAAUGGACAGAGAAGUCUUAAAAGUGGUUGGACUAUUCAACAGCAAGUGGAACACUACCGCCGUAAAUUACUGCGUAAAGCCGAAAAAGGAGAAAAGGAAAGGCAAAGUGAAAGAGAAGAAAGAGAUGCUGAAAAAGAUUCUCAGGAGAGGGAAACUGAUAGAGAACGAGAUCGCCAAAAUUCAUCCGAUAGAAGACGAAGAGAGAAUAGAUCUGAACGCAGUAGUAGGCGAAGUUCUUCUCCUGAAGAUUCUUAUUACCAUAGAGAUUCAUCCAGUUCAAGAUCCAAAUCCAAGCGUUCUCGAAGCUCAUCGGGCAGUCCUAUUCCAAGUAAACGCUCGUACAGAUCACGCAGUCGUAGUCCUGUCAGUCGGAAAUCUUCGAGAAGAUCACGAUCUCCUCACAGUAGCAGCAAGAAGUCACGAGGAGGAUCUCCAAUAUCACCUCGCUUGAAGCAUAGAGGGGCUACUCCUUCACCUCCUCGUAUUAAAAGACGGGCAUCUCCAGUUUCACCACGCAGCAAACGAAGAAGCUCAUUAUCACCAUCGCCAACCCGAGUGAAGCACAGAGCAUCUUCUCCAUCAACCCCACCCCGUAAACAUAAACAUAAGCACAAAUACUAAGAAAAUGUCUCGUACAAAAUGACAAUGACAAGUGUCACAUGAAAAGGACUGAGAAUCAUCCACUCAUAUUUACUAAACUGAAGACCUGUGCUGAAUUGGGUAAAUGUUAGUGACUGAAUUGACAAUGCAACAUAAUUUAUGUAGUUUGUACAUUUGUUGAGUUCACUUCCUUUGGGUAGUCUACAUAUGUGAUGUUUUUUUGUAUAAAUGUUGAAUUUGGUUUUGAGAUGAUUAGGUGGAUUUUUUAACAUAAUGUACGGAUUUAAGACAUAGUCUUGCCUGUCAUAAUGAAAUUUUAUUUUUGUUUGCAAGCGAAUUUUUUUUCUUCUUUUUGAUUUAAUUUAAAUUUGUCUCCCUUUCUUUUCUUUUAAAAAAAAUGAUUAUGUAAAUAUUUUGUGAUCAGUGUCCGGAACAUCAAUGGACUUGAUGUUCAAAUUUGAAUAAUAUUAGUUCUGUAUAAGAUAGGCAAUUUUUUGACAUUAUAGCAUCAGAGAAUUGUCGCUGUACUGCUUAUAUAAUAAUAAUACAAUAGUUUUUUAAUCUGUUGAACCAAUAGAUAAUAUUAUAUGCAAAUAUCUUCAGAAAUAUUUGGGCAGCAUGUAAUUACAAAAAAUAGUGUAUUCUGGACUCAACUCGGACAUCUUUCUUGUAAAUAAAUCAUUUAUUUGUUACAAUUGAGAAACUGACUGACGAUUUUAAUUUUAAUUGAACGUGAGUCAUUAAUGUAGUUUACCUUAACCCAUUGAUGCAUAAAGGCUUUUGAAAUAUUUUUUUUUUUUUUUUUGCUAGUAAUCGUGUCAAACGUCUUUGUUUAUCAUAAAUCAAUGCUCAAAUAAAGUUUUUGAAUCAUAGUUUUUGAGAAAUCAGCCAUCCAUUUCAGUGGAUGCUGUGCACAGAGGAUACUUAGUUGUGUCAGCAGAGCACAUAAAUGAGCUUAUUCUGGCCAUGAAUGAACGUGUUAAGCUGCGAGUGCCAAAAGCUGGAAACUUUACAACUUUCAAGAGGUGAGUGUCAGAUGAGGUUAUAGUCUGCAGAUAACAUUUAUUGGUUACAAUGUCCGAAAAGAAGCAAAAUUAUGCAUCCAUUAGCCACAGGAAUUGCUUGUAACAACCAGGAUGUGGAUGACUAUGUUGCAUUUUCUGCAAAUAAAUUUUGAUUUCCUCUUCCAACGUUUUUACCGUGCCCAGUAUGCGUAUAUGGUGUUUUUUGCCGGGCCCAGUGAUUAAUCAUCUGAUAACAAAUAUAUUUAACAGUUUUUCAGUAAUACUUUCCUUGGGAUUUCUGUCCUUGUUUUCACACCCAUGCAAGCAUUGUGGCAAAAUUUUUCAGAACGUUCUAGAAUCAUUUCCUACAUUAUUUUGUCAGUACAUCAACCCAGCAUUUAGAAGUGCUACAAUAACCAAAACUUGAAUGAUAAUACGUUUUCUAAUUCUUUAUCUGUAUGUCACUACAGACUAGUUCAUUCUCAACCUCCUGUAGCUUAUAUGACAUGAAUUACUGUAUGUGUUUGUGAAACUAGAUCCUGACCAACAGACAAUAUAUUAGAAGUUUCUUCUUAUCUCUGUUAUUUAUCUUCAGCUUUUCUAAAAUUUCAUUCAUGGAAAGAGUGAAACGAAGAGUAUUUUGUGCUCACAUGAGACUUUGUUUUGCAAGUGUCCUGGAUGCAUGGAGUCCACUGACACAGCCAAAAAUUUCAGCUGUGGUAUAAGUAUAACAAAACAAAAAUAGUACAAAUUAUGCAUUUUUAUAAUCAGUACACAUCUAAUAUUUCAUUUUAUUUAAUUUAAAAACAACAUUAGUUCAAUAGUAUUAAUGUAAUGGCUAUAAUUUACUCCUUGCACUCAAACUUGUUCACAUGUUGAAUAUGAUAUAGUGAGAGAUUUUUUAUGUCUGCAUAUGAACACUUGAGGCCUUAGCUCCUAACACUCAAACAAUGUAAAUUUAAAAUGUUAAACAACAUAUUACAAAAUAUUAAUAAAAUGGUGUCUGCUUUUAAGCAGAUGCGUCCACUAAUAAGUUAAUAAUACCUCCUGCCAAUGGCAAGAAAAAAUGAAGUUUGUUUAUUAAGACAUGCAGGAAUGUCUUG
Messenger RNA from Gryllus bimaculatus (two-spotted cricket), 5693 nucleotides. The record is from the annotation of a GenBank genome assembly. Lineage: Eukaryota; Metazoa; Arthropoda; Insecta; Orthoptera; Gryllidae.